UAGUUAAUUUAUUGGAUAGAAUCUCUCUCUCUCUCUCUCAGUCUUGUUCUCUGAUCAUACUCAUACAAGAUGCCUAAUUCAGGUAUGUUGGAUCAUAGAGCCUACAAUGGACGAGUAGCAGUUCACUGGAUGAGCAGUUGGCCAAAGGCAACCGGAUACGAGACUCUGAGGUUCUCCAGGCACAUGCAGAGACAAGUAUUAACUAUCAAGAAAGAAUAUAGUCUGUCAAAGAGACGCCCCCAUACAGCUAUUGAGCACACUCCUGGUUCCAAUUCAAUGAGUCCCUUCUACACGGUUAGGCUCAAACCAACCUGCGGCUAUCACUAUAAGCCUAACACUGACCACAGGCGAUUCAAGAUUGGAUUACAUCCCUCAGACCUGGUCUCCUGGAGGUAUCGGUACUCUGGUAGACCCAGAACUCAAAUUGCAACAUAAGAAACCUUUUAAUACACACACGCACUGACAGAUAGUAUAGGAUUAAUGGACUACGGACCCUAUGUAGGAAAUGACACUUAUGCCACAGAUAGCUGUUAUUAAUAUUUGAAACCAUUUAUCACUUACUUUAGUUAAUUAUUGUUUAUUGUUUACCUUUUUAAUGAUGCUAUAUAUAGAUUAA
Messenger RNA from Amphimedon queenslandica, 616 nucleotides. RefSeq lists its product as uncharacterized. The transcript has 2 exons. The coding region runs from base 70 to 435 and encodes 121 amino acids. Lineage: Eukaryota; Metazoa; Porifera; Demospongiae; Haplosclerida; Niphatidae. The record is from RefSeq and is a predicted model, not a curated record.